CCAAGGAAAAGAGCCAGGGGUUCAAGGAUGGCCAAACAAUACAUAUCCAUUAAAAUUCAGAAGAGAGAGAGAGAGAGUAGGCCUAAUAAUAAAAACAAUUACAUUCAAAAUAAAUAAAUAAACGGGUAGAUGGACGGAUGGGGAAAAGAUUAAGCAGAUCACAUAGCCAUAAAUAUAAUCUUUCCUACAAAACAUAAAAAUGAAACACAACCACCAAAGAGGUGCCUUUUUGCACAGGAGGUAGCUUCUUGAAAGUGAGAAAAGUGGGGGGUUAACGCGUGGCGCUGUGUUUGUACAGUUACGCUGGACGUCACGGCCUUUCACGUUGCGGCAUCGGUAAAAAAAAAAAAAUCUGUUUGCUGAAAUGUAGUCUGACGUAGGCUUCUCAAGCUAACGGACCGAUAAGAUGUGAUAUCUGUAGUGCUUUUUGUGUGUGUUUUCACCGUUCCACCCGGCGCUGCACCCAGUCACGCAGCGGCAGCAUGUGUAUCGACAGAUUGGCGAUAAAGUGCGUUAAAACUCUCCAUGACGCGUGUAUCGACAAAAUAACAGCCCGUUUUGAGCAGAGACUCGUCGAAGACGCUAACUAGCGACACAGAUGGCUUUAUGGGAGGGAGUGCAUUCGCUGUCGUUGGGGGUAAUGGGAUAUGUGCGGUUGUGUGCAGCCCGUCGGUAGGGCACGAGCGCCAGACUGCAGCUGGAAGCACCGGGAUCUCGCUCCAUCUGUGUCUUAUCAUAUAACCACCGGCCGUUCGAGCGUUUGCGUCGUUGUGUUCGGGCUUUCCGGCGGGGGAUCAAACACGUCGUGCUGCAGAUGGGCUUUAAUAUCGGUCUAAUGAAGUAAUUUGAAGCCCAUACUUCAGUCCCCGAGCGUGUGAUGAUAGGAGACACAAUGACGCUUUUGUCUCUUUUGGGUCGCAUCAUGCGUUAUUUCUUGCUCAGGCCAGAGACCUUGUUUCUGUUAUGUAUAAGCUUGGCCCUUUGGAGUUACUUCUUCCACACGGACGAGGUGAAAACCAUCGUCAAGUCCAGCCGGGAUGCCGUGAAGAUGGUGAAGGGAAAAGUGGCGGAGAUGAUGAUGAACGACAGACUCGGCGGUCUGGACGUGCUGGACGCGGAGUUCUCCAAGACCUGGGAGUUCAAGAACAGCAAUGUCGCGGUGUACUCGAUACAGGGCCGCAGAGACCACAUGGAGGACCGCUUCGAGGUGCUUACCGACCUGGUCAACAGGAGCCACCCUUCAAUCUUUGCCAUUUUUGACGGCCACGGCGGGGAGGCAGCCGCUGAUUAUGUGAAGGCCCACCUACCUGAGGCUCUGAAACAACAGCUGCAGGCCUAUGUGCGGGAAAAGAAAGACAGCUCUCUGUCCUAUCCCUCCAUCCUAGAGCAGCGCAUUCUGGCUGUGGACCGGGACAUGGUGGAGAAGUUCUCUGCCAGCCAUGAUGAAGCAGGCACGACGUGUUUGAUAGCCUUGUUGUCAGACCGUGAACUAACUGUGGCAAAUGUCGGAGACUCUCGCGGCGUUCUCUGUGACAAGGACGGCAACGCUGUGGCCUUGUCACAUGAUCACAAGCCUUACCAGCUGAAAGAGCGCAAGAGGAUCAAGAGAGCAGGUGGCUUCAUCAGUUUCAACGGUUCUUGGCGUGUGCAAGGCAUCCUCGCCAUGUCGCGCUCACUCGGUGACUACCCUCUCAAGAACUUGAAUGUGGUCAUCCCAGACCCAGAUAUCUUGACCUUUGACCUGGACAAGCUCCAGCCGGAGUUCAUGAUCCUAGCCUCCGACGGCCUGUGGGAUGCGUUCAGCAACGAGGAGGCCGUACGCUUUGUGCGGGAACGCUUGGAUGAGCCGCACUUUGGCGCCAAGAGCAUUGUGCUGCAGUCUUUCUACCGCGGCUGUCCCGACAACAUCACUGUCAUGGUGGUGAAGUUCAAGAACAGCUCUGGGAGCAAAACUGGAGAGUAGUUGGACUCGACUAAUAAACAGCCUCAACUGAUCAAUAAACAGCCUCCAUUGUCUUUCCAUUAAUGCAUAUUGUCAGAGGCUAGAUGGUGUAAUAUGAGACAAACUUUUUUUUUUUUUCACAAUUACAAUAAACUGUACAGACACACAUAUGCAUGUGCAAACACAUGUAUUCCCAGAUUUAUUUUAAUUUUCUUUUUUUACUUUUUGGUGUGUGCCAAAUGGACACUUUAUGAAAAAUUUUAUUUUGUAAUUACUCCUUUUUCAAUGCCUUAAACUGUAAAGAUGUAUCCUGACCUUCCUUAAUUAGAGCAAUAUUAUUUGUGAAACAGCUAUUGGCAUGAAUGGUAGAAGGACAUUCAUUGCCUGGAAGAUGCACUCACAUUUGGAUGUGCAUGAUUCAUUCAUUUCAGUUCAAGGCAUUAAUGCCGAUUUACACUGGUGCUGCUCAUUAGUUAGUUUAAAUGAGGGUGGAAUAAGGUUGUGCUAGAUUAAGAAUGUUACACUUUGAAUAAACUCCAUAAUAGGUAAUGUCCUAUUCAUUCUAGUCAUUCCUGCUCAUUUAAGCCAAGGUUUUAAUGGUUAUAUGAAUGCAAAAGUGACCAGAUUGAAGGUAGAAUGUUUCUGUAUGUAAUUAUUUUGUGAAGACUGUUGAAUUAAUACUGGCAAACAGUCCUUUAACUUUCCUCCUAGUUUACAGAAAAAAUUGGCACCAGCCCCAAUCUACAUUAUUUAAGGUUUAAAUUCUUGCACUGUGUGAAAUGUAUGUGGGAGAUUAAAUUGAUAAAUAAACCUAACAAUUCAAAACUGA
Messenger RNA from Cyprinus carpio (common carp), 2771 nucleotides. Its product is annotated as protein phosphatase 1L. Gene Ontology annotation, cellular component: cytosol; nucleus. Gene Ontology annotation, molecular function: protein serine/threonine phosphatase activity; cation binding. Gene Ontology annotation, biological process: protein dephosphorylation; positive regulation of canonical NF-kappaB signal transduction; negative regulation of canonical NF-kappaB signal transduction. Lineage: Eukaryota; Metazoa; Chordata; Actinopteri; Cypriniformes; Cyprinidae. The record is from RefSeq and is a predicted model, not a curated record.